UUGCUGCCUGCCGGACUGCUGAGAGAUACGUGGAAAUACAAUUACGUGUGCUCUAAGCGAAAGCUGAAAAGAUUUAUUUUAAUUGCUAUUGCUAUUGCUAUUUCUCACACUCUUCACCUCCUUCUCAAUCGUACACACUGUGUUUUUUUUAUACAGAGGAUUCUAAGCUAAUUACUGGGUCUGCUUCUUUUUUCUUUUUAAUUAAAAGAUUCUUUUCCAGUAUUUUUGUUGAUUAUAGAAUAUGAUGAUGCCUUGAAUAGUUGUUUGUGGCGAAUGGGUAGUUGGGGUUUUGGAUUUUGAGUUCUGAAUCAGUUACAGAGUUUUUGAGCAAGAAAAAGAAAAACAAAACAGAGACAGGGGAGAUGAGGAAAUCGUUCAAGGAUUCUCUCAAGGCUCUUGAAGCUGAUAUUCAGUUCGCCAAUACCCUGGCUUCUGAUUAUCCAAGAGAAUAUGAUGGUGCCUGUCUUCAGAUGAGAUUAUCUUACAGUCCAGUUGCACAUUUCUUCCUUUUCCUUGUUCAGUGGACUGAUUGUCAUCUUGCUGGUGCCUUGGGGUUUCUCAGGAUUCUUAUAUACAAGGCUUAUGCUGAUGGUAAAACCACCAUGUCUAUUCAUGAAAGGAAAGCUAGCAUAAGAGAAUUCUAUGGGGUGAUAUUUCCCUCGUUAUUGCAACUAUCUCGAGGAAUUACGGAUGUGGAUGACAGGAAACAGAAGGAAAUUUGUGCUUCAAAGUUCUCGAAAAGAGAUGAACUGAAUAAAGGAAAGGUCUCCGAAAUCGACUUAGAGAGGGAAGAAGAAUGUGGGAUUUGCAUGGAGAUGCGCAGCAAGAUUGUGUUGCCCACAUGCAACCAUUCAAUGUGUAUGAAAUGCUACCGAACCUGGCGAAUAAGGUCACAGUCAUGCCCCUUCUGUAGGGACAGCUUGAAAAGAGUGGAUUCAGGUGAUCUUUGGAUAUAUACAAGCAAAAAUGAAAUUGUUGAUUUAGCUUCAAUCUCGAGGGAUAAUAUGAAGCGUCUUUUCAUGUAUAUUGAGAAGCUGCCGCAGAUUGUUCCAGAUCCAAAGAUUGUUUCUUAUGAUCCACAGCAUCAACGUUGAUCACCUUAUUAUUUAGAAGUGUAAAUAACAUAUGGUUCAUUGUAGAUAGAACUCAUUUAUGUUCUUCUUUCUUCAUUAGUUUCAUUGUAGUAAGUGUAGAAGCACUUUGGGGGGGGGGGGAUUACAUUCUUUGCUAUGAAGUUAUAUGCUUUUUUUAGAACUGGUUCUCAUUUGAUUGUUCAUCACUGUCUAUAUGGUACAUGAGAGAGCAUUCUUUGAAAACAUGGACAAUAAUAUUCUCUUAUCUUGUCUAUCAA
This is a messenger RNA of Gossypium raimondii (Peruvian cotton), 1351 nucleotides long. Its product is annotated as E3 ubiquitin-protein ligase AIRP2. Lineage: Eukaryota; Viridiplantae; Streptophyta; Magnoliopsida; Malvales; Malvaceae. The transcript is spliced from 5 exons. The record is from RefSeq and is a predicted model, not a curated record. Gene Ontology annotation, biological process: protein ubiquitination. Bases 363 to 1094 code for a protein of 243 amino acids. Gene Ontology annotation, cellular component: cytosol. Gene Ontology annotation, molecular function: ubiquitin protein ligase activity.